CCAAAACCCGGCACGCCCCAACCCCCACCCCCCCUGCAGGGGUGACAGCCCCCCCCAAAUUUUACUGCACCCCCAAAAUUACAGCUUUAAUCGUCUUCUUCCUCCUCCCCUCCUCCUCUUCCUCCUCCUCCCCCCGCCCUAAAUCCGCCUUCCCACGGAGCGAGGUGGAAAACAGGCCCGUACGAAGCCGGGGAAAAAGGGGGGAAAACAGGGAAAAAAAGAGGAAAAAAGAAGAAAAAAAGGGACAAAAAAAAAAAAAAAAAAAAGAGACGGGAAGAGGAUAAAAGAAAGGGCAGGUAAAAAAAAAUUAAAAAAAAAACAAAAAGGAAAAGGGGAGAAGGAAGACGAGAGAAGCGAAAGAGGAGCGCGGAGGAAUUAAAAAAAAAAAGAGGAUUAAAGAGGAAAACAGAAGGGGAACAGAGGGAAAAGCGGGAGAAAAAAGAAGGAAGAAGAAAGAAAAAGAAGGAAAAGGGAUUAAAGGAGGCAAGAAGAAGGAAAAAAAAACAGGAAAAAAGGGGUUUCCAGAGGGCCCAAGACCCCAGCUGUGGCAGGAUUUAGGGGCUCAGAAGAUUCCUGGCUGAGGUUUGGGAUGCGGCUGCUCCUGGACAGAGCCGGAGCAUUCCUAGGAGCCUGAUCAGAGCCGGAGCAGCGCUGGAGGGUCCCAUGGAGCAGGAGGGGACCCCCCAGCCCCCGCAGGAGGGUGUGGGUGGGGACAGAAUUCCCGGUGCUGGGGACGGAAUUCCCAAUGUUGGGGACGGAAAUCCCGAUGUUGGGGAUGUGAUUCCCGAUGCUGGGGACGCAAUUCCCAAUGUUGGGGAUGCAAUUCCCGAUGCUGGGGACGGAAUUCCCGAUAUUGUUGACAGAAUUCCGGGUGCUGGGGAUGCAAUUCCCAAUGCCGGGGACGGAAUCCCCAGUAUUGGGUUCAUAAUCCCCGGUGCUGGGGGCACAAUUCCCAGUGCUGGGGACGGAAGCCCCAGUCUUGGUGACGGAAUUCCCGAUGUUGGGGACGCGAUUCCCGGUAUUGAGGGCAUGAUUCCCGGUGUUGGGGACGGAAUUCUCGGUACUGGUGACGGAAUUCCUGGUACUGGUGACAGAAUUCCCGGUGUUGGGGACGCAAUUCCCAGCGCUGGUGACGCAAUUCCUGGUACUGGUGACGGAAUUCCUGGUGCAGGGGACAGAAGCCCCGGUACCGGCCGGGAGAGCCCUGCCCCGGCUGGGGAAGGUGUCGGAGGUCGAUCCGGGCAGCGGGAAGGGGUGUCCGGCCCCGAGGGACCCCCGGGAAACUCCCCCGAGGAGCAGCCCCUGCAGGAGGAGGGGUCCCCGGCGGCUGCUGCCCCCCAGCCCGUCCCGGGAGCCGUGGCCGAGCCCCCCCGGGCCCAGCCCCCUGCCCGGGCCGAGGAUUUUUACUGCGUGAAGUGGAUCCGCUGGAAAGGGGAGCGGACGCCCAUGGUGACUCAGAGCGAGAACGGGCCCUGCCCGCUCCUGGCCAUCAUCAACAUCCUCCUCCUGCAGUGGAAGGUGAAGCUGCCCCCGCAGAAGGAGGUGAUCACGGCUGAGGAGCUGAUGGCACACUUGGGGAAUUGCAUCCUGGCCACCCAACCCCGGGACACCUCGGAGGGGCUGCAGCUGAACUUCCAGCAGAACAUCAGUGACACCAUGACGGUCCUGCCGAAGCUAUCGACGGGGCUGGAUGUCAACGUGAGGUUCACAGGGGUCUCAGAUUUCGAGUACACCCCCGAGUGCAUCGUCUUCGACCUCCUCAACAUCCCACUCUACCACGGCUGGCUGGUGGACCCCCAGAGCCCAGAGCAGGUCCAGGCCGUGGGCAAGCUCAGCUACAACCAGCUGGUGGAGAAGAUCAUCACCUGCAAACACGCCAGCGACUCCGGCCUGGUGAGCGAAGGGCUGGUGGCCGAGCACUUCCUGGAGUCCACGGCGUCGCAGCUGACGUUCCACGGGCUAUGCGAGCUCACGGCCCAUGCCCGCGAGGGCGAGCUCGGUGUCUUCUUCCGCAACAACCACUUCAGCACCAUGACCAAGCACAAGGGCCACCUUUACCUGCUGGUGACGGACCAGGGCUUCCUACAUGAGGAGCGGGUGGUGUGGGAGAGCCUGCACAGCGUGGACGGGGACAGCUGCUUCUGUGACGCUGAGUUCCACCUCAGCCACCCACUGGGCAAGGAGGGGGCCACCGUGGCCCCCCCGGACCACCGGCUGCAGCAGAGACAAGUGGACCAGGAUUACAUGGUGGCCCUGUCCCUGCAGCAGGGGCUGGACACCCCCUCCGUGCUCAGCGACCUGGAGCUGGCACGGCAGCUGCAGCACGAGGAGUACCAGCAGCACCAUCCUCAUCCUCAUCCUCAUCCUCAUCCUGCUCCUCCUCAGCUGCUCCCAGCAGAGGCGGGCGGGCGUCCGGCUGGAGAGCGGCGGCAGCGGCAGAGGCCGGAUUUGGACUGCACCCUCCUGUAGCACCUCGUGCCCAUGGGGUCCCCACACCCGCAGCCCCCCCAGGUCCCCACUCUGCGUCCCCAAGGGAGAUCCUCGGGGGUCUCUGUGGGCUGGAGUGGACACACGGAUGAGGGGUGACCAUCUGAGGCCACCGUCAGGACCACCCCAAACUUCCCAGUGGCCUUAACACAGGGGGGUCCCACUCAGGGGGAACCCCCUCAUGGGGGUUCCCACACCUCAGUCCGUGCUCUGAGACACGGGUGGACGUGCCGACGGGGACAUGGGCACCCCCCUGUUCAAAAUGUGGCCUUAGCCCUUGGCAAGUAAAGGACUUGUCCCCCUGCA
Vidua macroura (Pin-tailed whydah) is the source of this 2793-nucleotide messenger RNA. It is a transcript of the gene MINDY1, whose product is annotated as MINDY lysine 48 deubiquitinase 1. Lineage: Eukaryota; Metazoa; Chordata; Aves; Passeriformes; Viduidae. The record is from RefSeq and is a predicted model, not a curated record. Gene Ontology annotation, biological process: protein K48-linked deubiquitination. Gene Ontology annotation, cellular component: cell periphery; cytosol. Bases 664 to 2469 code for a protein of 601 amino acids. The transcript is spliced from 11 exons. Gene Ontology annotation, molecular function: cysteine-type deubiquitinase activity; K48-linked deubiquitinase activity; cysteine-type carboxypeptidase activity.